GGUGUGUGUCGUUUCUGCGUAAGCUUAUUGACUAACUAUAUUUCAUUCAUUCACUCAUCAUUGACUGCGGCUUUCCUUCACUCGUCCUUGUCGUCUUCCUCAUCGUCAAAGUACUGCUGCCAUCACAUCACACAACACAACACAGAAACACGCUGCAGGCACAUGCCCCUGUCUAGCUGCUGUGUGGUCUCACUUACGCCGAGGAGUGCGAUUCCGAUGAGUCCGAAGCUGCCCAGCGUCACCACCACAUGCAUCGCCUGCUUGGUGUCCAGGCCGAAGUACACCGUGCCGAUUCCCAAGAAAACGAUGGCCGCUGAAAGCAUCACGCCAAAGGCGAGCAUCCCGUACGACAGCAGCCAGUGCAGCAACAUCCUCAGGCGCGUGGGCGGCCGUUUCUCUGCAGGAGCUGCCUCAUGCGUUGAGUCCUCGGGGACGCGCGGCACAGCUUCCUUCGUCAUUGCUG
Molecule: messenger RNA, 463 nt
Organism: Vitrella brassicaformis
Lineage: Eukaryota; Vitrellaceae
Source: the annotation of a GenBank genome assembly